AUGGAGUCGCCAGGCUCUCGGGGAGGGCCGCUGGCUCAAGCCCGCGCGCCAGCGCCUUGUAAGCCGCGGACCGCCCCGGCCGCGCCGCGCCGCCGCCGCGCGCUGGUUAACCCCAAAAGGGGGUCCAGGGGUCUGGGAUCGGCGCCCAUGCGCGCCGCGGCCGCCCGGGCCGCCGCCGCCCUCGCCGCCGCGCCCGCGCGGGCGCCGGGCGGCGCCGGGCCGCUGCACGGCGCCUGCCGCCCCCGCGGCGGAGCGUCGGGGCGGCUCGCCGCCGACGUCGGCAGCUCGUGGAGCGUCGGGGCGGCGCCCGCCCGAAGGCGCCCUGGCUUCCACCAUGCUCGCGCCGCCUCGUCAGCGCCCCCCGGCAGCGGCGGCGAAACGGCGGCCCCAGUGGACUGCGGCGGGGCAGGCGGGUCUGGAGCCGCCAAGGCUGGUCAGACGCUGGAGGACGCUCUGCGCGAUCAGCUGGCACAGGGCGCCGUGCCGGGCACUCGCAAUGAGGACGCGUACGCGCUGGCAUUCACCUGCUGCGUCUGUGAGGAGCGAAGCGCCAAGCUGAUCUCGAAGCGGGCAUACCACCACGGAGUGGUCCUCGUGAGAUGUCCGUCCUGCAAGAACAACCACCUCAUCGCCGACCAGGAGACUGGGGUGGUUUGA
Messenger RNA from Prorocentrum cordatum, 657 nucleotides. The record is from the annotation of a GenBank genome assembly. Lineage: Eukaryota; Dinophyceae; Prorocentrales; Prorocentraceae.